This is a messenger RNA of Psammomys obesus (fat sand rat), 4205 nucleotides long. It is a transcript of the gene Ghr, whose product is annotated as growth hormone receptor. Lineage: Eukaryota; Metazoa; Chordata; Mammalia; Rodentia; Muridae. Gene Ontology annotation, cellular component: external side of plasma membrane. Bases 325 to 2238 code for a protein of 637 amino acids. Gene Ontology annotation, biological process: cytokine-mediated signaling pathway. The record is from RefSeq and is a predicted model, not a curated record. Gene Ontology annotation, molecular function: protein binding; cytokine receptor activity. The transcript has 11 exons.
AGCCUGACAGCCCACGAGCUGCCAAGCAGGGCGCAGCCAUGGGAAGAGGAGGCGGUCUAGGGAGCGGCGGCACUGGCAGAGGCGGCUGCUACAGCGGCGGUGGCGGCGACGGCUGCUGCUGAGCCCCGGUGGCCGCGGGGACCCCGGGCUGGGGCCACGCGGGCCUGAGGCCUCGGCGCCAGAGGCCCCCACGCAGACGCGAACCCACGCUCUGUCUCCCGAGGCGAAGCUCCGAGAAAUUGGAUGUGUAGGAGCAACUGGUGUCCAGGCUGCUUUCUAUAUGGAUCAUACAAAGGGUCUUUUUAUUCUUGAGGUCUCAUAGGUAUGGAUCUUGGGAAGGUGUUCUUAACUCUGGCACUGGCAUUCUCCAGCAGCACGUUUUCUGGAAAUGGGGUUACACCAGCUAUUAUUGGCAAAACUCCACCGAUCCUACAAAAAUUUAAUCCAAGCCUGGAGAAAAGUUCUUCUGGGAAGCCUCGAUUCACCAACUGUCGUUCUCCUGAACUGGAGACAUUUUCAUGCUACUGGACAGAAGGAGAUUAUGAUGAUUUAAAGAUCCCAGGAAAUAUUGAGCUAUACUAUAAUAGAAGAAUUGCUCAUGAAUGGCCCCAGGAAUGGAAAGAGUGCCCUGAUUAUGUCUCUGCUGGAGAAAACAGUUGUUACUUCAAUGCAUCACAUACCUCCGUUUGGACACCCUACUGUAUAAAGCUAACUACAAAUGGAAUUUUGUUGGACCAAAAGUGUUUCACUGUUGAUGAAAUAGUGCAACCUGAUCCACCCGUUGGCCUCAACUGGACUUUGCUAAACAUCAGUUUGACCAGGAUUCAUGUAGACAUCCAAGUGAGAUGGCGACCACCACCCAGUGCAGAUGUUCUGAAGGGAUGGAUAACUCUGGACUAUGACGUUCAGUACAAAGAAGUCAAUGAAACUAAGUGGAAAGCGACUGGCCCUAUAAAGACAACAUCCGUUCCAUUGUACUCACUGAUACUGGAAAAGGAUUAUGAAGUGCGCGUGAGGACCAGACCCCAGAGCUUUGAAAAGUACAGCGAGUUCAGUGAAGUGCUCUAUGUAACAUUUCCUCCGAUGGACACAUUGACCUGUGAAGAAGAUUUCCAGUUUCCAUGGUUCUUGAUUAUUAUCUUUGGAAUAUUUGGCAUAGCAGUGAUGCUAUUUGUAGUUAUUUUUUCAAAACAGCAAAGGAUUAAGAUGCUGAUUUUACCCCCAGUCCCAGUUCCGAAGAUUAAAGGAAUUGAUCCCGAUCUUCUCAAGGAAGGAAAAUUGGAGGAGGUGAACACCAUCUUAGGCAUUCAUGAUAACUACAAACCUGACUUCUACAAUGAUGACUCCUGGGUUGAGUUUAUUGAGCUAGAUAUUGAUGACCCAGAUGAAAAGACUGAAGGGUCAGACACAGACAGACUUCUAAGCAAAGACCAUGAGAAAUCAGUUAGUAUCCUUGGAGCAAAAGAUGAUGAUUCUGGACGUACCAGCUGUUAUGAUCCUGAAAUUUUGGACACUGAUUUCCACACCAGUGACAUGGGUGAUGGUACCUCACAGAUUACUCAGUCACAGAAGUUAAGAGCGGAAGCCGAUCUCUUGUGCCUUGACCAGAAGAAUCUAAAACACUCAACUUAUGAUGCUUCCCUUGGCUCCCCGGGCAUUACUCCAGCAGUGGAAGAAAACAAACCACAGGCACUCGUGAGCAGUGAAACUGAAUCAACCCACCAACUGGCCUCUACACUGAUGAGCAAUCCCUCUUCACUUGCUAACAUUGACUUUUAUGCCCAAGUAAGCGAUAUUACACCAGCAGGCAGAGUAGUCCUUUCCCCAGGUCAAAAGAUUAAGGCAGGAAUAGCCCAGUGCAACACGCAGCCAGAGGCGGCCGCACCCUGCCAAGAAAAUUACGGCAUGAAUAGUGCCUACUUCUGUGAGUCAGAUGCCAAAAAGUGCAUCGCUGUGGCCCCUCACAUGGAGGCCAGGUCAUGUGCAAAACCAGACUUUAACCAGGAGGACAUUUAUAUCACCACAGAAAGCCUUACCACUACUGCACGGAUGUCCAAGACAACAGAGCUUGCUCCAGAUGCUGAGGUGCCUGUCCCAGACUACACCGCGGUUCACACCGUGCAGUCGCCACGGGGCCUUAUACUCAACGCGACUGCUUUGCCUUUGCCUGACAAAAAGAAGUUCCUCUCCUCUUGUGGCUAUGUGAGCACAGACCAACUGAACAAAAUCAUGCAGUAGCCUUUCCUAUCUUUAUUGGUAAAGAAAUGGCUGGGCAUGAGCGCUUAAACCAAAAACUAUGUUUAAAUCUGUGUUGGGAGAGUGUGAGGGUGAAUGUGGAUUGAAAAACACCUUUUCUGGAAAUGUCGAAACAUUAGCUAAAGUGGAAAAUCAAGAAUGCUUAAUCAGAUUGAUACUCCCAUUGUGAAUUAUCAAUAUUUUAAAGAAUUGUCUCUAAGACUGUUUAGUCGCAGUGAUUGUACCGUGGGUCUUAAUUUUGUGAUAUUAAGCAUUAAAUAGCUAAGUCUUUCAUGUAUGUAAAUCAUGCUUUUUGAAAAAAAGCAAACCAAUCAGGAAAUUGAAUGCAGAGUGUAGCACAGGCUAAUUUCCCUUUCUUUUUAAAAAUAACUGGGAACUAAAGCUCUAAGUGAGAAGGUAAAACUAGUUUGGAUAUGCAAAACAUUUAUUUUGACAUAAAACUGAUAAAGCUAUUUUUAAUAAUUUACACUUUAAGCAUUGAUAUUUUAUAAUACACUGCACAUAUUGUAGUUCACAACAAUCCAGCCAAGGGUAUAACAACUACAAUGUAAAGAGGGUUUAACGCUUUGGUCAAUAAACCUAAAGAAAAAGAAACAAGUUAGAUUUUUACAAAGCCCUUUUUAUAACUCCCAGAAAUUCUUAAAUCUAAAUAUGUCUAAUAACCCACAUUAUUGGAACAAACUCAUUUUAAAAUUUUAAACAAAUAUUUUUAAUUUAGAAAACUUAAAAAUUUUCCUACAGAUCAACAUAUCAUACGCCAAACAAUAACAGAAAUGAUAAUAAUAAAAGAAAUGCUUUCUUCAAUGAAUUUAAGUUCAAACCACAGGGCUGCUAGUAGGAGAAGUAGAUGCGAUGGUUUUGUGAUUGGCCAAGUUGUGGGAGAGCUGCAGGGGCACACUGGGUUGGGUUUUGCUAGCUGAGAGAGCAGGAAAAGGAUCCCCCUCCCAUGGAGUUCUGCCUCCUUGAAAACAGCUCGGUUCUUAUAGGAACCUAAGAAUUAAUAUACACAAGGAGAAAUUCACAUGUGUGAAAUCCAGUAGCAGGUGGGAUAAAGUUAAGCAGGUAAUAGAAAAAUAAAGACCUAGAUCUUUGUUUCACAGCCAGACACAGUCUUUUAAUUCAUGGCAAAGAAGGGGAGGGGCAGAAUAAAUGACUUUGCACUCACAAAGGAUAACUCAGAAUUAAUUAAACAAAUAACAGAAACCUUGUCAUCAAACUUUUUAUAAGGUGUAUUCUAAGCAGUAAAAACUUUCAUCACUUCUUACUUUUUCCUCCCCCAGGGAGAUUGAUCUCAAACAUGGUAGAAAACAAACAAUAUAAGAACCACUUUCUGAUUCUCUAAUAAUGUAAACAUAGUUCUUUGGGUUAGCCCUGUAAAAGAUUUGUGAGAGAGAAAGGACCCUUAGCCUGCUCAAGAAUGCUUCUCAUUUUAAGUAUUUUUAGAAGCUUGAAACUUUAAAAUUGCCUUUAACUUUUAAUGGUAUUUACCGUUUUGCUCAGACCUUUGUGGGAAAACAGGCUUAAUGUUUAGUGAUUUAAAGUUCUCUUUCAUGCAGGAGAGACAGUGAAAAUCUAGCAUUGGGUGUUUAAGGCUCACCGUGUUAUGUUGUAAUAGAUUCUAAUAAUUUUUUCUGAUACCUUGCUGCUAUGGUUUCUCCAAUGGCUACAUGAUUUAGUUCAUAUGAAAUAUCAUCAACUUAGAAUCUAUUCAACUUAAAGACGUGUGUUUUGAUGAACUAUCUUACCAUUUCACCAUAGGCUUACCAGGUUUCUAUAGCCAAAAAUAGUUAAAUACCUCAAUCAGUCCCAGAAUGUCAUUUUUUGGUACUUUGCUGGCCACACAAGCCAUUAUUCACAGUAUGACUAGUUGUGUCCUGCAGUCUAUAUUUAAUUUUCUUUUAUGUCUGUGGAGUUUUCCCUUCAAAGUUCAAUAAAUUUAUUUUCUUGGA